Molecule: messenger RNA, 8869 nt
Organism: Rattus norvegicus (Norway rat)
Lineage: Eukaryota; Metazoa; Chordata; Mammalia; Rodentia; Muridae
Source: RefSeq, a predicted model, not a curated record
UUUCUUCCUUAAGUAUUUUUUUUAUUUGUGUUCUUGUACCCAGCCUGGUUUGCUUUAAAACUGUAGUGACCUGUGGAACUUGAAAACAUUUAAAAUGUUGCACUAAUAUGACAAGCUACUAUUUAGAAACUAGCUAAUUCUCAUAAUACCGUAAAUAGAAGUUUAACAAGAACCUUUUGGGAAGAAAUAACAUUUUAUUUAACAACUAGUCCCAAGAACUUUUAUAUUCGAAUUUUAUUUAUUUAUUGUCUUGGGUUUUUUUGAGAUAGGGUUUCUGUUUGUAGCCUCCGAUGUCCUGAAACUCACUCUGUAGACCAGGCUGUCCUCAAAUUCAGAGUUUCACCUGCCUCUGCCUCCUGAGCGCCAGGAUUAAAGGCGAGUGACACUACCGCCCAGGUCAGGAUUUUACUUUUUACAUCCUAGAAACCUGUGAUAAAAAAGUAAGUAGGUAAAUUCUGAAGGUUUUGGAUUAGCUUGCCUGGGCUCAUAUCUCAAUUCUUCCUCAUAGAAUUUGGGACAGUAUUUAAACGAUAUAAAGCUGUGUAAAAUGGGACCCUAAAUGAGUAUCCCCUCAAUUUCAUUGUGCGAUAAAAGGAAAUGAUCACUGUGACGGUCUUAGUUCAUGCUUGACCAGUGAGCGUGGUGUUCAUGCAAGUACUACAUCUACCUGAAUUCAGCGAGGGCCAAGAAGAAUCCUGUAGUAAGCACAGAAGCUACUAGUAAGUUUCCGUUCACCGUUGGUGGAAAUAUGUUUACUUAGGUUAAAUCCUUCAAAUUCCCAAUAGCAACGACAAGGAGGCUAUAUAUUUAUCAAUUUGAAAGCUCUUACUCUGAACAGUCUUUGGUUCUCGAAAGUAAGAGCUGUUUACUGUCAUAAACUUCAUUCCGAAUGAAGAGACCAUUGGAAGGAGGCCAUCUCCUGAAGAGAACGUUCAAUAAUUUCUUCAGAGGAUGCAAGUCCCCAGUAACUGGCAACACACAUUUACAGCUGGAGAGUCUUUAAAAGUUAUUUUUAAAAGGUUUCUGCACAUCAUGUUUCAGGGAUCUUAACUUUCUCUUAAAGGAAUACUUAAGACAUUUUAAUGCACUAGAUAGUAAGGCCUUACCAUUAUUGAAAGUCAUUCAACAUUAGUGAUAUUACACAGAAUGCUUUUCUGAUCCCCUCUGUAGACAACCAUUUGUCAUAAACUCACAUAUUUUCUUUGCAAACUUUUUGGGUUGGACUCAAAGCUUUGUACUUUCUCCCUUUAGAACCUUUACUAGGGGGAUAGCUAAAAGAGAAGUUGGCAAGUUUACAUGCACUCAGAUCAUUGGUUUUUAUUUACCUUAAGAUAGGCUUUGCUUCACAGACACCAAUUCAUUUUCCUACUAACUCUUAGGAUUUGAUGCCAAGUGGUCAUUGGUGAAGUAGGAUGGGGCAGAGGUAGAAAGCUGAAGAGAAGGAAGUUAAAAGGAAAGGAAGAUAAUUGCAACAUGCAAAGAUGAGUGACCCAUGGAAAAGGAUGUAAAGCCUUUUGUGUGCUUUUCAUUUCUCUCCCCAUGUCCACCACCUUGCACAAGGAAAUGUUACUGUUUGGGCUGGGGAUGUAGUACGGUUGGCAGAGUAUACAUGAAACCCUUGGGUUUGAUCCCAGCACAGCAUCAACCAGGCGUGGUAGCGCAUUCCUAUAAUCUAGUGGAGGCAGGAGGAUCAAAAUGAUCAAAGUCAUCCUUGGCUACAUAACAAGUAUGAGGCUAACCUGGGCUACCUGAGACAUGUAACUGCAUUAAAAUGUGUCUGUGGGUUAGGGGCAGGUCUUCAUAUUCAUGAAUUAAAUAAUUUCGACUCACUGGCUCACAGAAUGCAUUAACAUACUUACUUGAUGGUGCCUAAGUGUAACCUGAUUCUCAUGGUUUGAGUGAUACAGCAGAAAGAUCAUUAUGGCUCAGUUAAAGAAGUUGGAUACAGGAAAGGUUAGAAGGCUGUACCUCAGAUAAUUCCUCUGCUAAAGUUAUGUGUUUUGUAUGUAUAUGGGAUAAUAGUGCUUCUGAGAUCUGAAAAGACAGGAUUCUGUUGGGUUUCGAGUGUGAAUCCAGCUCAUAGCUGCAGGUUCCUGAGGGCAUAAUCAUUUGUGGCUGAUAGUAGGUGUGUGUAGAUAACAUAUAUUAUUGGUUAUAUACAUAUAACCAAAUAUAUAUAUAUACACAUACAUAUACAUAUAUAUAUAUAUAUAUAUGUUUACUUUCUCCAUGAGAACACUGCUUUUCAUUUCUCCCCAAAUCUUAGUGGAUAAAGCGUGUCAAAAUGGCCAGGUUGAACAUGAAUGAUUUCUCCAAUGAUUCUGUAUUCCCCUCACAACUCCUUUUCCAUAGAGAGGUAAAGAAAAAUAAUUGGCAUUUAAUAAAAAGUCAUAUCUACAAAGCAGAGUAAUUAAAAACUUUACUCUUGUUCAGUCUUUGGCAAAUGAUUUCCUCUGUGGUAGACACACAGAGAUAAUUCUCACGGUAAGUAUCGCUCUGAGGCUGGGCUUGCAAAGGUAAGAUUAAAAAAGAUGAGUACUGAGGAUGUAAUGGAAUCAGCAGACUGCCACACUUGCACCAAUUCUGAUGCACUGCAGACAGCUCUUGUGACUGCUAAAAGCUAACCAGGCAUUCUGUCAUUCGAAGUGCAUUUGAUAGCUUCUUCCAAAAUAUGGAAUUUGCGGAGAAUUUGGUUGGCUACCAUGCUCUUAAUUAAUACACUGUCUUUUCAGUGCCCUCUCAACCAUCCUCUUUUAAAGGCAACCUGUCUAGCAGAGACUUUAAUAGCAAGGACUUUUAAAACUGAUAUUGAUUUAUCAAUUCCAAGAAGUAGAAUGAGUCAUCGCCACAGGCAGAUCAGAAGAACCGAAUCUGUGAUCGUUACUGUGAAGAGCAGGCAUGCAAACUUCUGCUGUGGGGGAAGGGCUCUUGUUGCCUCCCUUCCUUAGAUGUGGACUCUUCUUUUAAGUGCCCCUCCUAUCUGCAUGAGUGAAGGAUUUCCUGUAGUCGCCGUGAUGGUCAUAUAUGGAUAUCUUCCUUCAUGUAUUUCUUGUUGGCUGUGUGCUGACCUUGACAAAAUGAAAAAAGAUUAUGCCACUAAGAUCCCAGAAACAAGUUUCAUUUGUGGUUUGUCAUCUAAGGCCAUUGUUCUUUUUGUUCACCUGCCCAGACAUUGGCGGGGACCAGGGGUUCACUUGUCUGAGACUAGAAGGCUCGGAACUCCCAGAAAGCUACCUCACAGCAGACCGUUGACAGGGAUAAAUCCUUUUCUCCUCUUCUCUCAGCUAAAUUAUAGUUUAUCUUUUUCCUUAAAAAAUUAACAGAUUUUGGAACUUUCCUGUUGAGGGUUUAGUCAAACUUGCAGAGAAAUGACACCUGGGUGCUUUUGUUGACUCACUGGAGGGGUGUCCGUUUCUCUAAGUCAGGUGAGGCUUUCUUUGGACUCUCUGGGCAGUGAUGCGGUUAAUAGCACUGUUGCCACCCACCCACCUAGUCAACUAAUUAACCAACCAAAGAAGAGGACUAAAACAACAAAUGCUCAACAUACCCGUGCUUCCAGCAGGAGGCUUGGUGAGUGGCAAUUAGUCUCUGAAACUUGGGGAACAGGCUUCGGAGGGGGGGAUUCAGGCUUUAAGGGUGGGGGAAAACAUUCACAAAGUAGGCUUUCUCCUCUCUCUCUCUCCCUCCCCCCCCCUCUCUCUCUCUCUCUUUGUGCUUGUGACUCUAGGUUUGAUGGACUUUAGCUGUAGAAGAGAGGUUUGCUGGGUGGGAUCAAGAAGUCCCCAGUUUCUUGGCAGAGACUCAGGAAGGGUGUGUUUUCUCUGCUUUUAGUGAUUCAUUGCUAAUGUCAUUGGUACCAUGGUUUUGUCUUUGUAUCAUUAUGCAAAUUGUAUUUGUGUUCUUCAUGAGUAAGAGAUCCCCCAAGGUGGUGGAGAGUUUUUUGCUUAACUUCGAGCUCCUUUAUCUCCACAUCAUGGUUACCGUCAUCUCCUUGCCACCACCAUUGUUAUCUCUCGGAUGCUGGUUGGCAAGGUAACCAGGUUAAUGAUGUCAUUCAAAAUUACUUACAGUUCACAUUAGUCUCUAAUCUAAUCACAAAAUCCUUUCCACAGCCGCUGAAUCAUAAUCAAGAUAAGACUUGUUGGCUCGUAAUCGACCAUAUAAGUCUCUUCAUCGUCCAGCAGCUCCUUUAGACAUCUGAUUUAUUGAAUGUCCUUCAUUCCAACAGUGACACUGGUUCUUUUACUGAGGAGCUUAGAAAACAAGAUUUUGGUGAAGCAGUCCCCGCUGCUUGUGGUAGAUAACAAUGAGGUCAGCCUCAGCUGCAGGUAUUCCUACAACCUUCUUGCAAAGGAGUUCCGGGCAUCCCUUUACAAGGGCGUGAACAGUGACGUGGAAGUCUGUGUCGGGAAUGGGAAUUUUACCUAUCAGCCCCAGUUCCGCCCAAACGUGGGGUUCAACUGUGAUGGGAAUUUCGACAAUGAAACAGUGACGUUCCGUCUCUGGAAUCUGCAUGUUAAUCACACAGAUAUUUACUUCUGCAAAAUCGAGGUCAUGUAUCCUCCGCCAUACCUGGACAACGAGAAGAGCAACGGAACUAUUAUUCACAUAAAAGAGAAACAUCUUUGUCAUGCUCAGACGUCUCCUAAGCUGUUUUGGGCACUGGUCGUGGUUGCUGGAGUCCUGCUGUGUUAUGGCUUGCUAGUGACAGUGACUCUUUGUAUUAUCUGGACAAAUAGCAGAAGGAACAGGCUCCUUCAAAGUGACUACAUGAACAUGACACCGCGGAGACUCGGGCCCACGCGCAAGCAUUACCAACCCUAUGCCCCAGCGAGAGACUUUGCAGCGUACCGCCCCUGACAGGGACCUCUAUCCAGAAGCCCGCCGGCUGGUACCCGUCUACCUGCUCACCAUCACUGCUCUGGAUAGGAAAGGACAGCCUCAUCUUCAGCCGGCCACCUUGGACCUCUACUGGGCCACCAAUGCCCACUAUUUUAAGAGUGUCUAGAUCUAACAUCACGAUCAUCUCGAGACUCUGCAAUGAAUGAAAGAAGCUUCUAUGGCAGGAUAAAUUCUGUGUGGCUUGACCCGGACGCAAGCUUAAUAUAUUUAUUGACUUGACUGGGGAAGUUAGAGUAGAGAAAUCAAAAAGUGAAAGAAUUCAUUCAGCCUUGGAAAGUCAAUUUGCAGGCUCCUAGAUGAGCCCCGCCCCUUUCUUAUUUACCGGCAUAUUUCAGUCAUGUGACCUGUGAUAGCCAAAGACGUUUUGGGUGGAGAAGAAAGGAUAGAAAAACCUUCUCUUUGGCUAAGUUGGUGUUUGGGGUGGAGGUAGGUUGGAGUAUAGUACUUAACUAUUUGAAAAAUAAUUAAAACACUUUUUUUUUACUCAUGAAAUGAGCCAUUUAGCUCCUAAACAGUGUUUUUUAGUUUAGAAGGAUGUGGCCAUAUUUUUAAUGAAUUCUGACCAUUUUAAUCACAUUGACCCAUGGAAUGGCCCCAAAGUACCCUCCAGGGCUUGUUUCCUCACUUCCUGUCAUGGGAAUUCAGUAUUAUUAAUAGUCACAACAUAAUUUCAGAACUAAAUAGCCCUCUCACACCAAGAAAAACGUGAGAGCAAGUAAGGUCACUUUAGGUAAAACACUCACACACACAUAUGUAUGUAUACAUAUAUAUACACACAUAUAUACAUACAUUCAUAUCUACAUAUAUGAAUGCUAUGAAGAAUUAUCUGUUUAGUAGCCUGUUAUAGUCAAACCAUUUAAGUUUCAACUUUCCACAGUUGGGCCACUUGUUGUUUUUGUGGAUAUCUGAAAUUGUGUCUAUAUAGCUGUAGUCAUGAUACUGUGAACACAAAGGCUAGUGUUAGUAUUUGUUAGGUGGCAGCUUCCUCUGAGGAAGGGAACGAGGUUGUUCUUGCCAUGUAUGAAAGAGGUAGAUAUUUUCCAGAAGGCACCAUAGAGAGCCUCAGUACAAGUUCCUUUAGACUCUAAAGUUUAGAGGGAUUUUGGAUGUUCUAGGGCUCAGGACUCCAGAACUUUGUGGGCUCAGCUGCUUCAUGGGGAUUCAUUGACAUGAACAACUAUUUUGGAGUGUGUCUUUAGGGACAACAUCAAAGUUCUCAAGAUCCUGCCUGACCUGAUACUUUGUUUUCCUUCCAGUUUGGGUCAACUGGAAUGUAUAUGGGGACCUUGAAGAAUGACUGUACAGCUGUCUCCAUCAUUUGUAUAGUGCUUUGAAUUAUUCUGAGAUUUUAAAGGCAGAAAAACCUGGUUAAAAAAUUCUCAUUACUAGUUAAAUGGCCUUGGGCAAGUCACUGUUCAUCCAAGACUAUGACUGUAAAAUGGACAUAAUGAAACUUGCUGUGUUUCCUCCAGCCUCUGUCUCCUAAGGGUGGGGAUUAUAGGACUGCACAAUCAUGACCAGCGUGUAACAUAAAUCUAAACCAAGCUCACGAGAAUCUCUCAGCUUCAAUAAUUUUCCAGCUCAUUGGAAUAGUUUAUCUUGUAAUCAAACACGAGGCAUUUCCACUCCCCUCACUGUUUUGCGUAUAAAGAGGUCUUUAAACUAUUUUUUUUAAUAUGAGGGGUAGGAAGAGAUAGGAAUCUUUUAAUUCUAGACAGAAGAUAUUGUGCUCUGGUAGAUUAAAAAAAAACCAAAACAUUGGCUUCUAUUCUGUGCCUUUAAUUAAACCAGAUAAGGCCAAGAUCAGCCCUACUGGUGUGAUAAAAUACUGGCACUUGUGAUUGCAGUCAGCCUCUUGACAUGUAGAGUUCUUGAAUCUAAGUUAUAAAAUUAUAUUUGAAAAUGACAAAGCUGGAGAAUUUAUAGAAAGGGCAAUAGCAGAUAGCAAACCCUUUUUCAAAUGGAAAGAUUUGAUCUUUGGCAAUCGAUAACUUUGUUUUCUAACUGGAAAAGGAGGUUUACUGGCGAUGACUCAUACCUGAGUUUUUUCUUGCCUCCUCUGAACAGAACCAAGGCAUAGGUGUCAGAAGCCUUUCACUAUUGGUAUGAACCAACAGAUAGUUUAAGAACACUGGUUUGGAGUAGAGCAUUUGCAGUUUCAGAUGUAGUGUGUAUGAAGAAAACUAUGUCAUUUGCUGCUAUUAUUCUAAGAGCCUUAGAAUUUAAGGUGUACCUGUAAUUUUUAAUUGUGAGCUCACCUAUUUGGGACUGAGCAUGCCAAUUUUGAAGAGAGCUGGUGUGCCUUAUAGCUACAUCCAAUGAUAAAAUUACCACACUAGCAUGUGCCUGUUUUUAAACUCAUGCUUUAAUGUUUUCCUUAGGACAGGUGUGCACCCCCUUUGCAGUGAAUCAGGAGAGAUUUUGCUAUUUGAAAGAGUGUAUGACAAACAUUUAUACACCUUUGGGUUCCUCUCUCUCUCUCUCUCUCUCUCUCUCUCUCUCUCUCUCGUCUCAAGUGUGUGUGUGUCUCCUCCUCCCCCAACUCUCUGUCUCUGUCUCUUCCUCUCUCCCUCUCUGUGUCUCUGUGUCUCUGUCUCUCUUUCUGCAGAUUUUCAAACAUUGUUAUUCCUUGGAAGAAAUACGAGCUGUGAUUGGUUUGCUAGGCUUCAGUAGCAAUGUUUUAUUUCUUGGAGAUUUCAGUCUGGGUUUAUCCAAUGUGUUCUCUGUGAUAUGACUUCGGGGAACAAAUAUAACUUGAUUGAGCCUUCAAUCAUGUAGGUCUUCAAUCAUUUAGUCAACUAAGUGAGCCACUAUUCUGCAUGGAUAUUUUAAUAGUCACGCUGAUGGUCAAAUGGAUGUCUGUCUGGUGUCUCACCCUAGUUUUCUGUACUGCCAUAUGGGAACUAUAUGUGACUUGUAUACUCAUCUGAGUAUGUUAAAUUCAACUACACGAGAUGGACCAGAGACCACCACGUUCAUGUCCAUAUAGCCACCAUUAACCCAAGUAAAACACAGUGGUAUGGGUUCUUUCAGGACUUGUCAGUGAGUUUAUGAAGCUUAAAUCUCUCUUGCACUGUUAUGUUUAUGCAAAUAUCAAAAGCUUGUUUCUGUAUCUGGGACUUAACAUAUACCAUUUUCUCUGUCUAUGAUGUUAUUCCCUAUAUAUCUACUUGGUUUAUUCUUACUUCCUUGACAUAUUUGUCCAAAUGUCACCUUCAACUGUAGUUAAUUACCUCUACAACCUGUCUCUAUUAAUUGUUUUAUUUUCUAUAUCAUUCUAUAACUAGAUGUUUUUCUUAUUUAUCGGUUUAUUGUCUUUUUUUUUUCCUAAUCUACACUGGAUCUCCACAGGGAUAGAACUCGAUUUGCUUUGAUUUUAUUGCUGUCUCCCCAGUGCCUGGAAUAAUGCUUAGCAUGCAAUAAAUAUUUAUUCACUGAAUAGAUGGAUUUCACAUGUGUUUAUGAGUUAAUCACAAAUCUAAAUGAUCACACUCUGAGAAGAAAAGAAUCAUUUCUAUUUUCCACUUCGUAGAGACAAAGGAGGUAAAGCAGUCACAGAGAAAUUUGGUGGCGAGACAUCUAAUUUAUACAAGUUCAUUUACCGUUUAGAAAUUUUUGUGCAUCCUGAAAGGUAAAUAUAGUUAGAAUCAUCCUAAAAUGUUAUUCUAAAAACAAUCAAUUAGGAAUAAGUUGAUUUUCCAUUUAAAGUUUUCAAAUUCUCUCUUAAUAGAUUGGUGACACCCUUAUUGUUUUUAUUUUUGGAUACUUUUUAAAAAAAUUGUUAUUGGGGAUGGAGAGAUGACUCAGUGGUUAAGAGCAUGACACAGGUUAUUCUUUUAGAGGUCCCAGGUUUGUUUCCCAGCACCCACAUUCGAUGCUCAUGAAACUCAUGUGGUUCAACAGACAUAUAUUUAGGUAAAGCAUAUACACAUAAAUAAAUAAAUAAAAACAAUGUAUUUGUUGACAA